UAUACUUAUGUGUGUGUGAGCGGUUCAAGUGGUGCUGCUGGCUUAGAUUCCCGUGCUUUUCUUUUUUUUUGAAUUUUUUUCGGCGCCGUUUCUGGCUUUUGGUUCUGGUUUUUGGCGAAUAGUUUGUCCCGGCCAGUCAGCCAGGAAGCCAGUUAACAGGGCUCUCUCUUUCCCUCUCUCCAACUAGCUCUCGCUCGCUCUCUGUCCUGGCGAGUGUGUGUGUGUGUGCGAGUGUGUGCGUGUGGCAACUUCGUUGUUGCUAGUGGCAUUGCUGCUGCCACUUCUGCCACUGCCACUGAAACUGCUGCUGCUGUUGGCUUUUGGCAUUGUCAACAACGCGGCACAAAGUUCAUACAAUUGUGACACGCGGCGCGUUAAGCACGUGGCUCUGACUGAUAACAGAACUCUGUCUGCCUAAAUCAAAUAAAAAUUAAUAAAAAUCAUAUAAAAAUGCCGCGUAGAAACGGCUAAUGCAUAUUUUAAACAAUUUUUUUUUUGCAAGUGUUCUGCGUUGCUGCGUAUGUGUGCGUGCCAGUGAUAAGCUUGAUUGACCUCCUGACCCCACUGUCUGUGAUUUUUGUUCGAGUGCCGCGAGAGAAAAGUGCGUGAACGGUCCGGGAAAACUGAGCGAUUAGCUAACGUCUGGCCAUAACCGUUUAGUAGUCGCCAUUUGCAAUUUACCAGCAACCGGAGCAGUGCAUUCAACUCCAUUUGGAUGGCAUCCAAAAGAAGAUACAUGAAUUGUGAUAUGUAAAAGGAGGGUCUUUAAAGGAGUCAAAGCAAAGGAACUGUCAUGAAUGAACUAAAUCAAACAAAUCUAUGCACAAUAAACACUAAUAAAAGUAAAGUUAAACACUGUUAAACAUUUAAAACAAAUAAACUAAUAGCCACUGCACCUUAACUAGAAUUUACAAAACAAAAAGUUGUGAAGUGAACUUAAAAUCUUACGAAAUGAAAAUCAACUAUAAAGUUAAAUUUAGAAAACCAUUUCGUACAAACAGAUAUAUUAUAAAUCAUUAAGUCUUAAAGAUUUCACUAGAUUGUGAUAUUACACCACGAGAACAUUAAACUUUUCUCAAAAUAGCUUAAUAGUAAAACGAAAUACCUCUCUUAAAAAUGUCAAUACGUGUUCACUAUCAUUAUUAAAAAGAAAAGAAGUAGUGUUUAAAAAAACUAUCAACCGCUUUCGAUCACAUAUAAUUGAAAUAAAUUUAAUAAAAUGAUUGUGUUAUCAAAAAUGAGCUAUAAACAUUAAUGUGGGGUAUUUAAAAUAAAGAACUUUGCGCAAAAAGACGUCAAACAACCACAGCAAUGAGCAGCAACAAUGGCAACGAUCAUUCGCAACAGCAGCAGCAGCAGGCGACGCCUGGCACAUCAGUUGCAACACCUGCUGCAGCAGCAACAACCACUGCCCAUCCGGAGGCUAGUGCGCCUGGAUCCGGAUCAGGAUCAGGAUCGCAGGCAUCGCGACCUGCAACGGCGCCUGCACGUUCCAGCAGCAGCAGCAACAACAACAAUAAUGCCACCAGCAGCACCAGCUUUUACAGGGUCAACCUGAGCAACACGAACAGCAGCAGCAUCAACAACAACACCACCAGCUGCAGCAGCAGCAGCAACAACGCUAAUCAAGCCAGCAACAACAAUCACCAUGAGAGCAGCAACAACACAUUGGUAGUCAACACCAGCAGCACUGCAGCAGCAGGAGGCACUACAGCUGGAGCAACUGCAUCAACAGCCGCCACUAAUAACAACCACAUCUAUGUGAAUCCGCACAGCUACGAUAGCAGCACCACCGGCAGCGUGAGUGGUUCCACGGCAGUGAUGCUGCCACUGCCACUGACUCUCCCGCUCAACUUGCAACAUCAGCCAUCAGCAGCAGGCGCAGCAGCAGGAUCAGCAUCAGUCGACUCGCAGCAGCAAAAUGCGUUGGGUGGCAGCAACACGGGCGCCAUCAGUCGCAUUGGAACCAUGACCGGAACUGGCACCUCCACGUCCACAACGCUGAGCACCCUGAACACAUAUCUCUUUCCCUGUGGCGCCGACUCGGCCAGCAGUUGCGAUCUGGACAGUAACUUCAGCCAGAUGCUGGGCGCCGGCAGCGAGGGUGGAGCGAGCAGUUCCCUCAGCCAGACGACGGCGCCGGCGGGUGCGGGAUUGGGAUUGGGCGUGCAGCUGGGGCUGGGCUUCAUCAACAGUCGGCGGCGCAUCAGGCGACUAUUCGGUGUGGGAGACAUGGUGCCGCCGGUGGCCACGCCCACACCCUAUGCAGCCGCCCUCAGACGGCGCAGUUCGCAGUUGGUGCAAAUGACCAAGAAGCGGGAGAAGGAACUGGAGGAUCUGGAGCAGCAGCAGAGAAUAGCCACGGUAGCCUCGGCCAAUGCCGCUUUCCUCGAGCGCCGCGAGCAGCAGCAGCAGCAGCAACAGCAGCAACAUCUGCAACAGACGCAGCAGCAGCAACAUCUGCAGUUCGCCUUCAAUCCCCUGCAACCUGAGGCUGGAAAAAAGAAGAAAAAGAAGCCUCCUGGACCGCCGGCCCACACGAGACAGCAAUCGUCGCGAACCAUGGACGAUCCCAUGAUGAAUCGACCCAGGAAGAGCACACCUGCGGCCAGCAAGAAGAAGGACAAGGGACUGGAGAACCCCUAUGAGAAGUCUUUGCCCAAAUUGAGCAGUCAAGACGAAGAAGGGGGGGCUGGUCAUGGCUUUGGUGGCGGACCGCAACACUUUGAACCCAUUCCUCACGAUCAUGAUUUCUGCGAAAGAGUCGUUAUAAAUGUAAGCGGAUUAAGGUUUGAGACACAACUACGUACGUUAAAUCAAUUCCCGGACACGCUGCUUGGGGAUCCAGCUCGGAGAUUACGGUACUUUGACCCGCUUAGAAAUGAAUAUUUUUUUGACCGUAGUCGACCGAGCUUCGAUGCGAUUUUAUACUAUUAUCAGAGUGGUGGCCGACUACGGAGACCGGUCAAUGUCCCUUUAGACGUAUUUAGUGAAGAAAUAAAAUUUUAUGAAUUAGGUGAUCAAGCAAUUAAUAAAUUCAGAGAGGAUGAAGGCUUUAUUAAAGAGGAAGAAAGACCAUUACCGGAUAAUGAGAAGCAGAGAAAAGUCUGGCUGCUCUUCGAGUAUCCAGAAAGUUCGCAAGCCGCCAGAGUUGUAGCCAUAAUUAGUGUAUUUGUUAUAUUGCUAUCAAUUGUUAUAUUUUGUCUAGAAACAUUACCCGAAUUUAAGCAUUACAAGGUGUUCAAUACAACAACAAAUGGCACAAAAAUCGAGGAAGACGAGGUGCCUGACAUCACAGAUCCUUUCUUCCUUAUAGAAACGUUAUGUAUUAUUUGGUUUACAUUUGAACUAACUGUCAGGUUCCUCGCAUGUCCGAACAAAUUAAAUUUCUGCAGGGAUGUCAUGAAUGUUAUCGACAUAAUCGCCAUCAUUCCGUACUUUAUAACACUAGCGACUGUCGUUGCCGAAGAGGAGGAUACGUUAAAUCUUCCAAAAGCGCCAGUCAGUCCACAGGACAAGUCAUCGAAUCAGGCUAUGUCCUUGGCAAUAUUACGAGUGAUACGAUUAGUUCGAGUAUUUCGAAUAUUUAAGUUAUCUAGGCAUUCGAAGGGUUUACAAAUAUUAGGACGAACUCUGAAAGCCUCAAUGCGGGAAUUAGGUUUACUUAUAUUUUUCUUAUUUAUAGGCGUCGUACUCUUCUCAUCGGCGGUUUAUUUUGCGGAAGCUGGAAGCGAAAAUUCCUUCUUCAAGUCCAUACCCGAUGCAUUUUGGUGGGCGGUCGUUACCAUGACCACCGUUGGAUAUGGUGACAUGACGCCCGUCGGCUUCUGGGGCAAAAUUGUCGGCUCUUUGUGCGUGAUCGCUGGUGUGCUGACAAUCGCACUGCCGGUACCGGUUAUCGUCAGUAAUUUCAAUUACUUCUAUCACCGCGAAACGGAUCAGGAGGAGAUGCAGAGCCAAAAUUUCAACCACGUUACAAGUUGUUCAUAUUUACCUGGUGCACUAGGUCAACAUUUGAAGAAAUCCUCACUCUCCGAAUCGUCGUCGGACAUAAUGGAUUUGGAUGAUGGCAUUGAUGCAACCACGCCAGGUCUGACUGAUCACACAGGCCGCCACAUGGUGCCGUUUCUCAGGACACAGCAGUCAUUCGAGAAGCAGCAGCUCCAGCUUCAGCUGCAGCUGCAGCAGCAGUCGCAGUCGCCGCAUGGCCAGCAGAUGACGCAGCAGCAGCAGCUGGGCCAGAACGGCCUAAGGAGCACAAAUAGUUUACAGUUAAGGCACAAUAACGCGAUGGCCGUCAGUAUUGAGACCGACGUCUGACUACUAGUCAAACAAAUGGAAAAUGGACGAAAUUUGCGCAGUGAAAUGCUACGUUGGAUGCCAGAAACGUCAUCAAAAGCAGUCUAAUUUAGAAUUUUAUUAAUAAAUACAAUUAAAAUAUAAUUAUAAUAAUUAGUAAGCAACGUAGUUGUAAAUUAAACAGCAAAUGUACACACACACAACACACACACAGACACAGUGCCAGUUCACUCAGCUUGAAUUAGAGUAUUUGUAGACACCAAAAAGAGUCAAAUAUGGACUGGCCUUCAAUAGGGAUUUCCUUGUUUCUCCUUUCAUUUUCCUUCUGGUAAUCUACACACCGAAAACACUACACACACACGUCCACACACACUCAAAGAAAAAACUCUACUUGAUACCUAUGUUCAAAUUUAGCAAUUAACAACUAACAAUCGUUAACAACAACAAAACAAAACAUAUAAAACAAAAAACGAGAAAAAAAAAACAAACAAAACCAAAAUCUAAUUAUCUUAGUAGACUAAUCUAAUUGGAGUUUCUUCCUUUCUUUAGAAGCUAGCAAAACAAAAACAAAGAACAACAACAACCAGACAAAAACAAACAUACAAUAUCUGCUAAUUUUAUUUUCAUCUUUAAAUUAUGCUCUAUUAUUAAAUAUUAGUCAGAAUAUUAGUAAAACAAACUAAACCGAUAGAAAAUACCAAAACAACAACAACAAGUAGCGGAAACGGAAAACUAAGGGCAAACUAAAGGCAAGGCAAAAUAGAAAAGGAAUAUGGAACGACGGAUUAUCGUCGUUAAAACAGUGCUCGGUUGAUAUGUUUCAUUCAAUAUUUUAGAUAUCGAUUUGAUUUCGAAACGUUUUCCUCGCAUUAAUUACCAAUAAUUUACUUGAAGAUAUAUGAGAUUAAUUAUUGCAGUUUAUAAAAUGGAAAGCCCUUAGCUUAUAUUGACAAUUAGGCAUCGUCCGAUGAUUGAUUAUUUUCGUAUAAAGGACAUCCGUUUAACUCGAGCGCUGUUUUGAUAUUUCGUUGACACUACCAACACAGCCAUACACAUAGACACAUGAGACACACAUGAUAAUGCUAAAAACAUCAAAACUGCCGUUAAGUUUAAAGAAUGAGUAAUACAAUGAUUAUAUAUAAAUAAAUAUAUAUUUAAUAUAUACAUACAUUUACACAUAUAAUUAAAUAUACAUAAACUAAAGUAAAACUGCUAUUUUGUAAAUAAGUGAGUCAGAGCUGAAGCUGAACAAAUAGACAUAGACACAAAAUAAAUAUUAAACGACAAAAAAAAUCAAACAAAAACCAACCAAAAACCAAAAUCAUAGCUAACUAAAGGGAAUACAAAAACGAACCUAAAACCAAAAAUAAGGAAAGCUGCUAACGAUACAAAAACAAUAAUUAAACUUAGCAAAUACAGACAACCUAAAACAGCCACAAAAAAAAGAAUGCCACAAGAACAAAAUCUAGAAGAAACCGCGCUGAUCUUUCCAUUUAGGAACCAAGAAACCAAAAAGAGGAAACCAAUUGCAAAUUUUAUAUGAGACCUGUAGGAGAAUCCUGGCUCAUCCAGUACUAGCUAUGAUCUCUUAUAGAGACCCUUGUGAUGCCCACGUGCAUGGACUUGCUUUCGUUUGGUUAAAUGCAGUCUAUUAUAGUUUCUAGUUUAGUUUAGUUUAGUUUAGCCUGCCUUCCCUUAGGAAAAAGAGACGGCUGUAACAGCUUCGAUAUUCAGUUCUCAACUCGAGAGAUAUGCAGUAUAUAUCCUAUAUAUUCCUCAGAACUGUUGCAUGUUGUAUGUGUCUUUAUUUUGUCUCCACUGCACGCACAGAACACACAGAUACAGAUACGGAUACAGAAACAGAAGCUUUAGGAUCUAAUAGCUCACACAAACAUGUUCAUGAGUUGUAACUUGAUUCGCUGUCUUCCUGAUUUUUGUGAUUUGAUAACAAUCGAAAUCUUCUCACUUGAAAAGCGUUCAAUCUAGCGACUUCAACUUUUGUCAAAUUCCUAGAAAACGGCAAACGGAAAAAGAAAACUAAAAGCUACAAAAAAAAAUCGGAUAGGAAAAUCGUUAGGGGUAAAACCAAAAUUAUCAAUUUCAAUUUGAAUGCGCAUUCGAUAUAUCAAUUCUAUACAACAUAAGAUACAAAUACGUUUGAACUGCUUCCACUGCUUCACUGUGCAGUGCAUAGUGCCGAAUGUCAGCGUGCAAAUAGAUCGAUCGAAGCCAUAUCUAAAUUUCUCUAUACCUAGAAUCCUACCUACAAAGCUUUGCUUCUACUGCUCUUGCUAACCAAAACGAAUUAUGAAAAUCGAAAUGGAGGGAGGAGAAUCAGACGAGGGAGCCCACAAGUUACUUUGGACCACAGAAGAAACAUCUCACAAGCCAGAGAUUUGGCUGGUGAGGAUUACGUAGUGUUACGUUAACAAUUACGAUAACGAUGAUAUAACUUUGGAGUUAAAGAUGGGAUAGAUGGGAUUACCAUGUUGAGAACUAAGCUAACGCAGGCAUAUAUACAUACACACAUAUAUGAUAUUUAUAUAUAUUCGGAUAUAUAUAUAUAAAUAUGUUUUUUUUUUUGUUAGAUAUGCGACUGAAUAAAAAGUUUUUAUUGAUUUGCUGCUUGUUGUAAUUAAGAAGAAUUUAAACAAAUAUUUAUACCGAAGCAAUCUGUAAAUAUGUAAAAACGAAAAAUGAAAAAACCGAAAAAAACGGAAAACCAAGCAAAAAAUAUAAGAGCGGGGAGAAAAAAAACGUUAAAUAAAUCGAAUCAAUUUACAGCUUUGAAAACCGUCCACACGCACACAGCAAACGAAAGAGAAAAAGAUAAAGAAAAAUAAUGAGAAGGCGAUAGCGAAUGAGAAUGAGAGUGCGGCGAAGAAUUAGCGCGGGAAAGAGAGGGAGAAUCAACUAGAACCGAAAGUCAUUCUUACGUAUACUUGAUUUGGCCUUAAAGAAACACGCCUGCUUGCACACACACGAACACAGACACACAUUCAUGCUCCGAUCGGCCCUACCUAUAUACGAAUAUAUAUAUUAUAUAUGUAUGUAUAUACUAGUAGCAAAAGUUGAAGCAUCCCAUGUUGUGUACUCAUGUCAAUGUCCCGGCCAUAUCCAUUAGCAUUAUAUAUUAGCGGAUUUUUGAAUUUGUGGAUUAAUGGAUUAUUGGAUGAUUGGAUUCACGGACCUGCGUCCGAGUUCAGUUUGGUUUUAGUUCGUUCGAUUCGUUGAGAAGUUCUCGGUCGGCCAACCGAUUAGAUAAGCCCAAUGAGCAAUAACAAAAUACCACAAGAUUGCAUAUAAAAUAUUCUUAAUAUUAACUACGAUAAUUACACAAUAAUCUCUAUAUAGGCAUACAAAUAAUAAUACAAUUAAAAACAUAUCGUCUUCAAGUCAUGCAAACGGAUAAACCAAAUUCAAAAUAUUUUUUUUUUUUAUAAGCGUAAUUUACAAACUAAUAUUAAACUGAGAAAUCGCUAAGAAAAAUGAAGCUUACUAUUAAAAACCAAAAAAAAAUGAUGCAGAGAGACCGCAGCAUAGGAAUGAUAGAAAGGAUAAUUUGAGGGCAAAAGGAGGAGGAACCAACUUGGCCAGACUACAACUAAAAGUGAUAUAAAAACCAAAAACAAGAGUCACAAAACAAAAGUAAGAAUUCCCAAAAACCAAAAAAAAACUAUUAACAAAGUAAAGAUAACUUGCCAAAAUAAUUAAGGGUAUUAGAAAGCGGAAGCGGAAGUGGAAGUGAGCCGGAAGUGAAGUGAAAAAGAAGCGAAGCGAAGAGAAGAGAGAACUAUGUUUAAUUAUGACCGAAGUAAUAUGCCUAGGAUCAAGUACAGUCUGCAGAGUCUAGCUAAGUCCAGCUUGCCCCUUCCAGUAGAUUCCCCCAUAGACCCCCAAAUAGUCCAGGAAUCGCAGAUUCCUUCCUUGCUCGUUUCAGGAUCGAUGAGGUGGACAGAGAAGCCGGAGGAGAAGCGAAUAAAAUGAAUAAAAACAAAGACUGGAAUAAAACAAAUAAAGAUUACAACAACAACAAACAACAAGUAUAUACACACAAGCCGGGGGACUGCAGACAUAUAUCUAUGUAUAAUGUUCGAUCAGUCGGACUUGACAUACAUACAUAUAUACUUGAAAGUUCCAGACCACAUCAUUCAGUUCAAACCAAUCCAAACCAAAUCAAAUCAAAUCAAAUCAAAUCAGUCUUCAUUAUCGAUUUCGAUUUCGAUUCCAUUCCGAGUCUUCAUUUCGAUUAAAUAAAGUGCAACACUACCAAACAAAAAUAUAUAUUUAGCUCAAGCAUGCGAAAUACAACAAUAAAAGUAAAUGCAAGUAAAGAUGAUAACUAUGCCUAGAUAAUACCACACAACCACAC
Molecule: messenger RNA, 8671 nt
Organism: Drosophila sechellia
Lineage: Eukaryota; Metazoa; Arthropoda; Insecta; Diptera; Drosophilidae
Gene: Sh
Product: Potassium voltage-gated channel protein Shaker
Exons: 12
Coding region: 1312-4320 (1002 amino acids)
Biological process (GO): action potential; protein homooligomerization; potassium ion transmembrane transport
Cellular component (GO): voltage-gated potassium channel complex; membrane
Molecular function (GO): protein binding; delayed rectifier potassium channel activity
Source: RefSeq, a predicted model, not a curated record